Molecule: messenger RNA, 5714 nt
Organism: Callorhinus ursinus (northern fur seal)
Lineage: Eukaryota; Metazoa; Chordata; Mammalia; Carnivora; Otariidae
Source: RefSeq, a predicted model, not a curated record
CCAGGGGCACUGCCCUUCUCCAGGAGAGGAGGCGAAAGCAGGAGGCAGCAGGGACAAGAACCGAACUGAAAGCCAUGUCUCAGAGCUUGGUGACAUUUGGGGAUGUGGCUGUAGAUUUCUCCCAAGAGGAGUGGGAAUGGCUGAACUCUGCUCAGAGGAAUCUGUACAGGAGUGUGAUGUUGGAGAACUACAGGAACCUGGUUUCGCUGGGACUUUGCGUUUCUAAGCCUGAUAUGAUCUCCUCAUUGGAACAGAGGAAAGAGCCCUGGAUGGUGAAGAGAAAGUUGACAAGAGGCCGGUGCCCAGAUUUGAAGACUGUGCCGGAGACUGAGUUACCUGCAAAGAAGGACAUCUCUAAAGAAAAGUUACCCCAGGCAGUGAUAAUGGAGAGACUCACAAACUACAGUCUGGAAUGCUCCAUAUUAGGGGAAAACUGGGAUUAUGGUGCUCUGUUUGAGAGGCAGCCAGGCUUGGUGACCAUCACGAACAUGGCUGUAGACUUCUCCCGGCAGCUGGACCUAGCUCAGAAGAGUUUCUGUAAGAAUGUGAUAUGGGAGAACCAUGGUGACCUGGGGUCAGUAGGACCCUGUGUUUCUAAGCCAGAUUUGGUCUCUCUGCUGGAGCAAGGGAAGGAGCCCUGGAUGGUGGAAAGAGAGCUGACAAGGGGCCUGUUCUCAGGCCAGCAAUCUAUAAAUGAGACCCAGGAAUUAUUUUCAAAGCAAGAUUCAUUCGCUGAAGUAACAGAUAGAACUUCAAACACGAAUUUGGAGUGUUCCGCUUUCAGAGAAAAUUGGGAUUCCGAGGGUAUGUUUGAAAGGAAGCUGGCAGGUCAGGAGACACAAUUCAGGCAAGAGGCAAUCACUCAUAACAAAACCCUCUCUAAGGAAAGAGAAUGUACUUUUAAUAAAUCUGGAAGAUGGUUUCAUUUGGACAUUUCAGAAGAGAGAAUUCAUAAUUGUGAUUCAGUUAAGAAAAAUUUUCCCAAAAAUUCAGUGGUAAUAAAACAUCCAGGAAUUUAUGCAGGAAAAAAACUUUUCAAAUGUAAUGAAUGUAAGAAAACUUUUACCCAGAGCUCAUCCCUUACUGUUCAUCAGAGAAUUCAUACUGGGGAGAAACCCUAUAAAUGUAAUGAAUGUGGAAAGGCCUUCAGUGAUGGCUCAUCCUUUGCUAGACAUCAAAGAUGUCACACUGGCAAGAAGCCUUAUGAAUGUAUCGAAUGUGGGAAAGCUUUCAUACAGAACACAUCCCUUAUUCGUCACUGGAGAUAUUACCACACUGGGGAGAAACCCUUUGAUUGCAUCGAUUGUGGGAAAGCCUUCAGUGAUCACAUAGGACUUAAUCAACAUAGGAGAAUUCAUACUGGAGAGAAACCUUACAAAUGUGAUGUAUGUGACAAAUCCUUUAGAUAUGGCUCAUCACUUACUGUACAUCAAAGGAUUCAUACUGGAGAAAAACCAUAUGAAUGUGAUGUUUGCAGAAAAGCCUUCAGCCAUCAUGCAUCACUCACUCAACAUCAAAGAGUGCAUUCUGGAGAAAAGCCUUUUAAAUGUAAAGAAUGUGGGAAAGCUUUUAGGCAGAAUAUACACCUUGCUAGUCAUUUGAGGAUCCAUACUGGAGAGAAACCCUUUGAAUGUGGGGAAUGUGGUAAAUCCUUCAGUAUCAGUUCACAGCUGGCUACUCAUCAGAGAAUUCAUACUGGAGAGAAGCCCUAUGAAUGUAAGGUUUGUAGUAAAGCAUUCACCCAGAAGGCUCACCUUGCACAGCAUCAGAAAACUCAUACAGGAGAGAAACCAUAUGAGUGUAAGGAAUGUGGUAAAGCCUUUAGCCAAACCACACACCUUAUUCAACACCAGAGGGUUCACACUGGAGAAAAACCCUAUAAAUGUAUCGAAUGUGGGAAGGCCUUUGGUGAUAACUCAUCCUGUACUCAACAUCAGAGGCUUCACACUGGCCAAAGACCUUAUGAAUGUAUUGAAUGUGGGAAGGCAUUCAAGACAAAGUCCUCGCUUAUCUGUCAUCGCAGAAGUCAUACGGGAGAGAAACCUUAUGAAUGUAGCGCAUGUGGCAAAGCCUUUAGCCAUCGUCACAAAAUCUCAACCCUUACUCUUCAUCAAAGAAUUCAUACCGGAGAGAAACCCUAUGAAUGUAUUGAAUGUGGGAAAGCCUUUAGCCAGAGUGCCCACCUUGCUCAACAUCAGAGAAUACAUACCGGAGAAAAACCGUUUGAAUGUACUGAAUGUGGGAAAGCCUUCAGUCAGAAUGCUCAUCUUAUUCAACAUCAGAGAGUUCAUACUGGAGAAAAACCUUAUCAAUGUAAGCAGUGUAAUAAAGCCUUCAGCCAGCUUGCACAUCUUGCUCAACAUCAGAGAGUUCAUACCGGAGAGAAACCUUAUGAAUGUAUUGAAUGUGGGAAGGCUUUCACUGAUCACAUAGGCCUUAUUCAGCAUAAGAGAAUUCAUACUGGAGAGAGACCUUACAAAUGUAAUGUGUGUGGGAAGGCUUUUAGCCAUGGCUCGUCCCUGACUGUACAUCAGAGAAUUCAUACAGGAGAGAAACCUUAUGAGUGUAAUAUCUGUGAGAAAGCCUUUAGCCAUCGUGGCUCACUUACUCUUCAUCAAAGAGUUCACACUGGAGAGAAACCCUAUGAGUGUAAAGAAUGUGGGAAAGCGUUUCGGCAGAGCACACACCUUGCUCAUCAUCAGAGAAUUCAUACUGGAGAGAAACCUUAUGAAUGUAAGGAAUGCAGCAAAACUUUCAGCCAAAAUGCACACCUUGCACAACAUCAGAAAAUACACACUGGAGAGAAACCUUAUGAAUGUAAGGAAUGUGGUAAGGCCUUCAGUCAAAUUGCACACCUUGUUCAACACCAGAGAGUUCAUACUGGUGAGAAGCCUUAUGAAUGUAUUGAAUGUGGGAAGGCCUUCAGUGAUGGUUCCUAUCUUGUUCAACAUCAGAGACUCCACACUGGCAAAAGACCAUAUGUGUGUCUUGAAUGUGGAAAGUCAUUCAGACAGAGAGCAUCCCUGAUUUGUCACCAGAGAUGUCAUACAGGCGAGAAACCUUAUGAAUGUAAUGUUUGUGGGAAAGCCUUUAGCCAUCGUAAAUCCCUUACUCUACAUCAAAGAAUUCAUACAGGAGAAAAACCUUAUGAGUGUAAGGAAUGUAGCAAAGCCUUCAGCCAGAUUGCCCAUCUUACACUUCAUAAGAGAAUUCAUACUGGAGAAAGGCCCUAUGAAUGUAAAGAAUGUGGGAAAGCCUUCAGGCAGAGUGUACAUCUUGCUCAUCAUCAGCGAAUUCAUACUGGAGAGUCAUCCUCAAUUAUUCCCUCCUCCUCACCCCCAUUCCACCAAGUCCUCUAGAUUCAAUCUUCUAAAUGCCUCUAGGAUCUGUCCACUUUUUUCCAGUCUAUGUCCCAUCAUCAUAGUCCAAGAUGAACCCAUCUCAUUUUUAUUUUUACCAUAAUGUUACAACCAUUAUCCCUCUUGCUCUUCCCCUGAAGUGCAUUUUUAACACUGUAGCCAGCUUAAUCUUUUAAAAAUAAAAAUCUAUUUUACUUUCCCAUUUAAAACAUCUUUAAGAAUAUGUUAGAUCAUCCAUUUAAAGGGCUUAGCACACAACCCUUGACAUAUAAUUAGUGCCAUUAAGGUAAAGAUUUCCUUGCUGUCAUGUUCAGCUGCAUGUAAAAUCUAGUAGGUUGACUAAGAAACCUAUACAUUUUAGAGAAGACAAAGAACUCUCUGCUUUCCCAGGAAGUAGAAAAAUGGACACAUUCAGAAUUGAAAGAUUCUGUGAUGAACAAGGUCACAUGUUGGCUUACCACUCCCUCUGUAUGACUAUAUACAAGGACUUGUAGCAUUGCUGAUGAGGGACUCUCACUUUUCCUGGCACUUAGAACAGGCCAGUUGGAACGAAGGCAUUUGGUAGAAUGUAGGAUUAGGCAGAUAUUAAGAACAAACUAAAGUCAGCAAGCUAGAAAACUUGAAUAGAUAAAUAGCCAUGAAAUAAACAGAAGAAGGUAGUUUAACACUUUGACCCGUAGAAAAGCACAGACAAUUCCUGUGAUGUUUGAAUUCUUCUAGAGCAUAAAAUAAAUACAGUAAAGCUGCCCAUCUUACUCUGUGAAACUGACAAGACUGGUACCAAAACAAAAACAUAUCCUACAGUUAGCUUAUGAAUGUAGAUCUUAAAACUUAAACUUACUUUUUAAAUAUUAAAAAGUAGACUAAAUGGAAAGCUAGACCUGUCUUUGUAUAGAAAGAGUCUGGCAAAGAUAUUUCUCCCUGUGUUAAAUAUGUAAAUUUAUUGAUAGUCCAGUAAAAAUCCCAAUAUAUAUUUAAGUUGAUGAGCUGAUUCUGACCAUCUAUAGAAUAUAGAAUUGUGCUAUAGUAAGGAAUGUAGUACUCACUCACUUAACAUUAACUGAGCAUUUACUAAUGUGCCAGGCCGUGUUUUUAGGUGCCGGGGAUACAGCAGAGUGCAAAAUAUGCAAGUUUUUGCCCCUACAGACCUGGUGGGAGAAGACAAAGUCGAAAUACAUACUAUGUGAUAAGUAUGCAAUAUGUACCAUGAUGAGAAAUCAUUGAAAGAAGGAGCUAGGGAGUGAUGGCAAGAAGUGCCUUACUAUUCCCAGAACAUAUGGGCAUUAGAAGCAGGGAACUGUCAGAUAGAGUGGGCAUAAUGAGAAUAGUCAUUUAGUCCUAAGGUAGAUAAUUAUGCUUUCAGUGUUGCAGGAAGAGAGAAUUGAGUGUUUAAAAAGGAUCAUGAGCGUUCUCUUCACUCUUUAUCAAUAGUGAUUUUGGGUCUGGUGGAGGGUUUUUUGUUUGUUUGUUUGUAACAGCCUUACUGAGAUAUAAUUCACAUACCAUACAAUCCACCCAUUUAAAAUAUACAAUUCAGUGACUUAGUAUGUUCAGAUUUGUGCAACCGUUACCACAUUUCAUUACCUAAAAUAGAAUACCCCCACCCCUGGAGGAGUAUACUUACUUGGAGCACACAGUGCUUUUGGGUUCUCUCUUUUGACUGUUACCUGUGGCAGCAUAGUAGGCCAUGUGAGGGGAUCUCUUAUCCAGAGGGCAUGAGUGCUAGAAAAUGGAGCUUUGGGGCUCUCUUUACUUUGGGAUAGAGACUAGGGGAUGGGUGGUCCUAUUAGACUCCCUUUAUGUGUGACAAAAAGGAUUUUUCAUUGCGGUGGGGGGAAGAUGGAUUAAUCAAGUGGUGUUGGGACAAUUAGCUCUAUGGAAAGACAGUAUACCUUGUACACUAAUGAAGCUCUGAAAGAUCAAAGAUCUAAGUACAGUAUUAAAAUACAAGAAAAACAAUAUAAUUUUGAGGCAGACCUUCUUAAGUAUUACACAUAACCCAGGAGCUGACGUUAAGAUAACAUUUAUGUGUGGAAAAUAUCAAAGUCAAAUAUACAAAUAUGAGAUUGAAAGAAAAUGUUGCAAACCAAUAUAACAAAGGAUAAUAAUUCCUGAUAUUCAAAGCAUUAUUACAAAUAAGUAGUAACACCGGGAAUUCAGUAGAAAAAAACGGACAAAGCUAAUGGCCAGUUCAAAGAAGAUGAAAAAGCAGCUAAUGGAAAUGAUCCAGUAUCACUCAUAAUCAAGGAAAUGCAAAAUAAAGUGAUGUUAAUCUACUUUUUUCCCCAAUGAUUUUUAAAUCAUAGAAAAGGGAUUAUAUCUAGUGACUGUGUCAAAAACAAGACAAUUCCACCG